UUCUGUUUCUCUCUCUAAAAACUAGAGAGGGAAAGAGAGAAUGGGGGUAGGGUUUCUUUCUCCUUCCGGAGGAAGUAAAAGAGAGAAUGGCGUAUUGUUACUUAUGGUUAUGGAGGAGUUGAGCGCCAUUAUCUCACUCUCUCUCUCCUCCUCGCUUCAUUCGAUCUCUCUCGUUUCUCUCUCUAUUGUUCCAGUCUGCAUGCUCUUUGGGGUUUUCAGAUUUAUUGAAGUGGCCUGAGUCGUCAUUCAACCCUAAGUUUACUAGCAAGGGUUCAGUUACAGUUCUCCUUGCUUUAAUGGAAUCAGAUAAUUGCAAGACUGUAAAUCCAGGGAGACAAAGGAGAGUUAUGGGUGUUUCAGAUUUGGGCAACAAGAAAUCUGACGUUACUGAGGUUAAGUGGAAGUUGGGUAAAAAGGGAAGAGCCUUAGUGGGAAGAUAUGUGAAAAAGGAUUUUGCUGCAUGUGGGGCUUUUCUUGGAAAGAUUGUCGCUUAUUAUGGUGGGUUUUAUAGAGUUAGAUAUGAGGAUGAGGAUGGUGAGGACUUGGAGUAUCAUGAACUCUGUGAUAUUAUCGUUCAAGAGGAAAAUUUUGAUGCUGAACUCUUUAAUCGGAAGAGAAAAUUAGACCAAUUAAUUGUAUCGUGCGUGGAGGCUGCAUCAAAGCAUCCAAAUACUCGCUCUAGUAGGAAUUCUCUACCUGGAAAUGGCAUCAAUGAAGUACCAAAACCUUCUCAUAGUAAUUCUGCCAUUGUAGCUGAAGAUGGCAUUGCAAAUAAAAGUUCAGAGGUUGUUCAGAGCAACCCAUCAAACGAGAGGGGUGGUCAUCUGGCUGAACAUGGGGUUCUUAAAGAUGCAGGUUGGUCUAACCUUUUGGAGCUUGAAAUGGAUGGUCAUGGAGCCCGUUUUGCUAAGGAAGAAGCAAAUUCUUCGAUUGCAUCGGCACACCAUUUGGGACAUGGUUUACAUGGUGGGGUUACACACCGCCCAAAAAGUGCCGCUUCUUGUUUGAGUGGAGAGGUUGAUUCUUCUAGUGAUUCUUCAGAUUCCCAGCACUGUUACCACACUAGAGAACCAUUUUCCCAGAUUGAUGCUCCCCCUUCAUUGCCUCUUAUUCUUCCACCAUCAUCAGAUAGUCUUGCGAUUCCAGAGGAACUGGUCCCUGAUCUGCUUUAUGUAUAUUCUUUCUUGAGAUCUUUUAGUCAUCAGCUAUUCUUGAGUCCCUUUGUUCUUGAUGAUUUUGUGGGUUCCCUCAAAUGCAUGCAUUCAAGUACUCUGUUUGAUGCUGUUCACUUUUCGCUGUUACGCACUUUGAAGCGCCACCUUGAGAUGCUCUCAAAAGAAGGUUUCGAACUUGCAGCAAAGUGCCUAAGGCAAUUGGAUUGGACCUUUCUGGACUCACUUACCUGGCCAAAUUACUUAAUGGGUUACCUUAUGGUUAUGGGUUCAAGCAACAGGGUGGGAACGAAACUGAAUAUUGGUUGUCUUUUGGACAGUGAUUAUUAUGGCAUACCUUUGCCCAUGAAAAUAUGCAUUUUGCGAAUCCUAUGUGAUGAUGUUUUAGAAUCUGAGGAGCUGAGAGCAGAGGUAAGCACGCGGGUAAGGUUGGACCCAGAUGUGGAAUUUUUUGAUGAGCAAGAGUGUCGUGAUCUUUUUGCAAAUGGACCCACAAUCUUACAUCCUCGACAUUCCAAGUGGUCUGCUUUCGAAAGGGAAGAAUCUCAAAAGAGGCUUGUUGAGCCCAAUGAUUCUAGAGACAAUAAGAUUUUGAUGCCAGAUAUGAGUGGAACUGUUGCUGCUUCUGAUUUGAAUAGUGAUGAAUGCCGACUUUGUGGCAUGGAUGGGAGUCUGAUUUGUUGUGAUGGAUGCCCUUCUGCUUAUCAUUCGAGAUGCAUUGGUCUGAGUAAAGCUGAUUUGCCUCGGGGAUCAUGGUUUUGUCCAGAAUGUGCUGUGGAUAAAGUGGAGCCAAUGUUGUCGAAAAUUGGGAAAGGACUAAGAGGAGCAGAGGUCUUUGGUGUUGACCCAUACGGGCACAUCUUUUGUGGGACUGGGAGCUAUUUGCUUGUGUCUGACACUACAUGUAGUUCUUCUCGAUAUUAUAAACAAGAUGAUAUUCCAAAGGUCUUGCAAGCAAUUGACAUGUCUACAGUACACUCGUCUUUCUACUCUGAGAUAUGCAUGCGGAUUCGACAAUACUGGGAAAUAUCGGAAGGCUUGAGCUUGUUAAAUCCUUCAUCAGCUGAUACACUUGAAGAAAAACCUCGUGAUGUAAAGGAUGAUGCUGUUAGAACUUCUUCACCAUGCACAGUUCUUGUGGAAGAUAAUCGCAAGUCCUUGAAUGAGGUGGGUGAAAUGGCUUGUGUUAAUAGUGUCACUGAAAGCAUCGCAGCGUGCCAAACUCCUCAAUUUAAAGAGAAUGCGGGCAAUGAAUCUGAUAUGAAGAUCUCACUGCCUUAUAUGGUGGGUACCGUUGACUUCGCAGAAAAGGAGCAGUGCAGUGUUGAUGCAUGUGAACGAUCUAUGAAAAAAGAAAAGGAUGGCCAUUUUGGUUUUGUAAUUCCUAUUCCAAUUGUACAAUCAGUCCAGGUUUCUGUCGAAGGAUAUCAACAGUGUGGUGCAGGUUCAAUCAUUAGUUCCAGAUCAUUAUCCCCUUGUGUGACUGAGAAUGGAAAAAUCCUAGCUGAAAAAUCUGUUGUAUCCAAGGUGGCUACUAGUGCAUGUCGACGUGAGGAGAACUGUGUUAAGGAAGAUGCUGAUGGCUCAAAUUUGCAUGUAAAGGACACAAAUUUCAUCUUAUCUAAUGGAAAUGGGCGAGUUCAGCAUAGCAAUGGUGGAAAGAAUAAGUCAGAGCCUGUAUUUAACUUUCAGGCUUAUGAAAAUCAGUACAUCCUUGGUGAUGUCGCUGCAUCUGCAGCGGCUAACUUGGCUGUUUGUGAAGCUGAGGGUUGUAGAACGUUCUCAGCUUCCGUUUUUUCUGACCCCAAGAAAUUGCAUAAUGCAAGGGUUUCACUUCAAGUGAGAGCAUUUUCAGGAGCAACCAUGCAUUUCCAUUGGCCAUAUUCCGAGAAGAAAUUCAUGGAGGUGGUAAAAGAAAAAUGUGGUUGGUGCAUUUCAUGCCAGUCUCCUAAUGCAAAUAAGAAGGUCUGCUUACUAAGUUCAGCUGCUACCAGUGCCAUGAGAGGUGCGGUGAAAAUUCCUUACAGUAUUCGUGUCAUGGGGAGUGAGGAGGGUUAUCUUUCUUCAGUGAUAGCUUACAUUUUGCACAUGGAAGAGGGUUUACUUGGUUUGGUUGCUGGUCCUUGGGCACGUCCAAGUUAUAGGAGACAAUGGCGUAAGCAUGUUGAGCAAGUCUCAUCUUGCAAAGAAUUGAAGUUGCUUCUACUUGAACUUGAGGAGAAUAUUCGUCCAAUUUCACUCUCAGGAGGUUGGUUUAAAUUGGUGGAUGAGUAUGUCCUAGAGAUUUCUGCGACGCAAAUGGGAGCCGUCUUGGUUAAAUCAAAUUCAAAGCGUGGAUAUAUAGGUAGACGGAAAAAGAAACAAUCAGCAAUGUUGAGUGACAUUCCUCAUGUCCAGCAAGAAAGCAGAACUCAGCGAGAAAGCAAAACUACAUUUUACUGGUGGAGAGGGGGUAAACUAUCAAAGCAGCUAUUACUAAGAGGGAUCUUGCCUUCAUCAAUAGCAAAAAAAGCAGCUCGCCAAGGUGGCUUUAAAAAGGUCUUUACAGUUUCUUACAGUGAAAGUGUUGGAAUUCCGAGAAGAAGCUUUAGGUUUGCAUGGAGAGCUGCAGUGGAAAGGAGUAGGAAUGCAUCCCAUCUUGCUCUUCGGGUCAGAGUUCUUAAUGCCCACAUAAGAUGGAUGGAUCUUGUUCCUCAGGAGCAGUUCUCUAUGGAGGUAAAAAAAAAUGAUGCCGAUGCUGGCGCGUUCAGGAAGGCAUCCAUUGUUUUUAAAAAGGCAGGGACUAAUGAUGUGAGGUACCUGCUGGAAUUUAACGGUCUCACAUGCAUUCCUGAACGUUUAAUGAAGUAUGUUAUUAAAGAUGAAACUUGCAAUGUUGGGAACAAGGCCUGGUUCUCCGAAAAUCACAUUCCUCUGUACCUGACAAAGAAAUUUGAAGAGAGGUUAGCUUUGUCAUUAGAAAUUAAGCCUUCAAAGAUACCCAUGAAGAUCCAGAGAAGGCUGAUAAAUUCUCCUCGGGGGAAUGCAUUUGAAUAUCUCACUUAUGGGGCAGAAAUGGUUUAUAAGUGUUUAUGUGUUCAAUGUCAAAAGCCUGUCCCCAACAGUGAGGCUGUCAAGUGCGGAACAUGCCAAGGGUCUUGUCACAAGGAGUGCAUGGUGUCAUCAACAUUUUACCUGGGAGAUGAACCCAAAUUGAGAGUCACAUGCAUCCAGUGUCAUUCCAACUGGUGUGCCGUGAGAACUGUAGGCCACAAAAUGAAGUUGAAAGCGAGAGAGCCUCUUCAAGGUGUGGAACAAUUUGACUUGCAAAGUCCUGAAGCUAUGAAUCAGAAUGGCUAUCGGGUUACUGAAUCACUUUCUAAAAAGAGGCGCAUUACUGAUUCGCUUUCUAAAAAGAGGCAUAAUACUGACCCACCUUCUAAAAUAAUGCGUAAGAGAUCUGCUACUGCUUUUGGGGUUAUAUGGAAGGGGAAUGAAAGCCAGUCUGGAGAAAGUUUCAGGGCUAACCGCAUUCUACUUAGAAGCAAUGGAGGAGUGGAUCCUCUGCAGUGUCCGGUGUGUAUCCUUUGUUGCGAGCCAUACAAUCCAGAUCUGAUGUAUAUCAAGUGUGAAGCAUGUGACAGAUGGUACCAUGGAGAUGCACUUGAGGUCUUGGAAGCGCAAAUCUUUGAUAUCGUGGGCUUCAGGUGCUGCAAAUGCCGUAAGAAAAGCAGCCCCAUCUGUCCCUACACAAGUCCUGAGAAGUUGGCUCCUAGGCUAAAGAGGAUGGGAAAGACGGUCUUAAAGGCAACUAAUGGGUCUGAUACAGUGGUUGCCUUAUCUGAAGAUGCUUUAGACGCAAGCCCUGAUAGGUUGUCUUCUAGGCUGAAGAGGCAAGCGAAGAAGGCGCCAAAGGAAACUAAUAGGUCUGAUUUAGUGGUUGCCUUACCUGAAGAUACUUUACAACAUAUGGUAGGGGAGCCAACACCUCCACUAUUGCAGGGAUAUUAUGGAACAGAUGCUGGUCUUCUAGCUGAUGAUGAUCCUCUUCUAUUUUCCCUUUCAAAAGUGGUGCCCAUCACUGAGUGUGAGACAUCUGAUGAUUCAAUUCAAUUGCAUACAAGCGGGCCAUUAUACCAAAGCCCUAAAAAGCUACCAGUUAGAAGAAGGCAUGCAAAACAAGAAAACAACUGUGACGAUGUUUUGGCAAAGCCAGUUGAUGAGGAGGCAUAUACUCCUCAAGCUGAAUGGGACUUGGCUCCAACGGCUACCGCUGGAUUGAGAGAUAGUGGAAUUGUCCAAGAAACUCAGUAUUUGCAGUAUACAGGAGGUAGUGUUGAGAAUAUGGAGCUUGAGCCCCAAACCUUCUUUUCUUUUACCGAGAUGUUGGAAUCAGAAGAUGAUAGGGUCGAGGAUUUUGUUGACAUGUCGAUAGGUGCCCCUAGUGUUUGGGUCGAUCCUACCCAACCUCAAUCGUCAGAAGCUGGGGAUCUUUAUGGUUCUGAAGGAUCGUAGCAAAUUGGUUUUGGUGGUGGGGUGAUUUUGAUGCUUAAUAUGAGUGUUUGGUGAAUGGGUGGGUUUUGAGGAUUCUUCUCACACCAAGAAACCACAAUUGGGUAAAACCCAGUCCUACCUGGUUCUCUAUUAACAAUUGUCAUUUCUUGAGCCUUUCUGGUGAAAUCAAGAGAAUAGAGUUGAAAUCAUAAUUUGCCAUUCAGGUUUGCUUUUUUCUUAUUAUAUAAUUUUUUAUUUUAUUUUAUUUUAAGUUUUGGGUGGUCCAUCGAGACAGGAAAUCAGGUGACUGUUAAAACUGGCAUCAGGCCGUGUAGGAUAUUAGCAAAAGAGCUCAUCUUUCCAUGGUAGUUAUGGUUGCUGGUAUUGAGGAUAACUGUAUUUAGGAUGAGGACUUGGGUGUCUUGUUACAGGGAAGGCUCCCUGCAUUUUGAGGCUUCUUUUCUUAUAUAUGAUGUUGUGCAAGAUGUGACAAUGUGCUCCUUGACUUGCUUGAGAAAUCGGAUGUUGGGCUUGUGUACAUAAGAGGAUUGAUUUCUCAUCUAACAUCGAACCAUCUGAACUAUUGAAUGAAUCAAGACAGUGUACAUUGUUGGUUGAGGAGAAAAAGAAUAUACUGCUCAAUUUUAAAGAAUUCAAUUUUUGUCCAAUAAAUCAGACUUCAGUCAUCACAGUUUUCAAACUUAUUAAUCCCCUGUAUUUUUCUUCUUUUUGAUUCUCCUUUUGGGGAUGGAUGUUAGUCUUGUAAUUGUAUUUCAAGAUUUUAAUAUCUUCUCUACAGACUGUUGUGGUUGAUGAAUGGCAAUUGAAAUUCUGUUAUGGCA
Molecule: messenger RNA, 6487 nt
Organism: Amborella trichopoda
Lineage: Eukaryota; Viridiplantae; Streptophyta; Magnoliopsida; Amborellales; Amborellaceae
Product: DDT domain-containing protein PTM
Source: RefSeq, a predicted model, not a curated record